Triplophysa rosa is the source of this 3698-nucleotide messenger RNA. It is a transcript of the gene dipk2aa, whose product is annotated as divergent protein kinase domain 2Aa. The record is from RefSeq and is a predicted model, not a curated record. Lineage: Eukaryota; Metazoa; Chordata; Actinopteri; Cypriniformes; Nemacheilidae. Bases 692 to 2029 code for a protein of 445 amino acids. The transcript has 6 exons.
AAACCCAGGAAACAUUUUGGAAAGGAAUCAUUUUGAUCAAACUUGUUGAGUACUCUUUUUAGUGGUCCCAGAUUUGUGGCCCCCUCUGUACGUAUUCACUAAUUGCUUAAAGAGAGAGAGCAGCGCUCUAGAGAUUGGGGGAGGAGUUAAAACACCAUCACCUAGUAACCAGUAACGUAAACUGACCAGAAGGGUCGUAAAUACGAAACCCGAUCCGCGAAGUCGGGUCUUUUGUGCAGCUGCUUCAACGCUCGCAGAGUAAAUGAACUUGUCUCAAGAUUGAGAAGGAAUGGUGUUUCAGCAACCGGGGCGAAUUUGAAAGCAAUAAAGAAAAGGGAAUAGCAGCGUGCGCGCAACAUACGGACAAUGUGGGAAUGCACCGAUGUGGAAGACUGGUAAUAAGAGACAGGAGUUCAUAAAUAGACAACGAACGCGUCCCUUCUCCAGCGAGCGGAAUAAACCAGUACUUUUCACUUCUUAUUUGCUUUCGACCACGAUGUGUCCAUUCGCAAAAUACUGGGGAUCAAAGUGAGCGCGCACCUGAUUGACGUGGCGAUUUGACUGCUGACUCCCGCGGUCAGCUGAUGCUGUACAGUAACGGUGAAGGGGAAUUCUGGUGUGGCGGCUUAAUGCCCGACGUGAAAUCAGAAAGCCCUUGUGUAAAACAUGAUGAGAAGGGCCCUUGAAACGGAUGGGAGCACAGACCGCUCUAGCUGACCUGAAUAAUGGGAAUGAAUAUAAUAAUAAUGGAACAGCCGCAUUGACGAAGAUCAUCCGCACACCCCCUCUUCUCGCUGCUGCCCGUCAGCAUGCUGCGGAUACUUCCGCUCAAAUUCGGCCGCGUCUACCGAGGAACGAGCUCACCGAUCGCCGCUUCAUCGGCCUCAACAAGUGUCCGGCCUGUUUCGGCACCAGCUGGUGUCGGAAGUUCAUGAACGGCCAGGUGACCUUCGAGACCUGGGGUCGCCUGCGCUUUCUAGACUUUUUCAACGUAAAGAAUGUUUUUUUCGCUCAGUACGGAGAGCCCAGGGAAGGAAGCCGCAGGGUCGUGCUCAAACGCCUGGGCUCUAAUCAAGAGCUGGCUGAGAUCGAUCAAAAGAUAUGCAAGAGGGCCACCGGAAGACCCCGAUGUGACCUGAUUCAGGCUAUUUACAAAACCGAGUUUGCCCGACUGAAUGGGGACGUGAGACUGCUGACCCCGGAGGUUGUGGAGGGCUGGUCGGAUCUGGUCCACUGUCCGUCCCAGAGGCUUUUAGAUCGGCUGGUUAGGAGAUACGCGGAGACCAAGGACUCUGGAAGCUUCCUGUUGAAGAAUCUUAAAGACACGGAACGAAUGCAGCUAAUGAUGACCUUGGCCUUCAACCCCGAGCCUCUUGUGUUGCAGAGCUUUCCCUCCGACGAGGGCUGGCCGUUCGCCAAAUACCUGGGGGCCUGCGGCCGGAUGGUGGCGGUGAAUUACGUGGGCGAGGAGCUCUGGAGCUUCUACAAUGCACCCUGGGAGAAGAGAGUGGAUCUGGCCAAGCAGCUGAUGGACAUCGCCGAGCAGCUGACCAACAAUGACUUUGACUUUGCCCUUUAUCUGCUGGAUGUCACAUUCGACAACUUUGCGGUCGGGCCACGUGACGGAAAAGUCAUCGUCGUCGACGCGGAAAACGUCAUAGUGGCGGACAAGAGAUUAAUAAAACAGAAUAAACCAGAGAACUACGACAUCUGGUACGAGAGCCGCUACGAAGAAUGCGACAAAGAGGCCUGUCUCUCCUUCUCUAAGGACAUCCUCUGCUCCCGAGUCACAGUGGACCACAACUACUACGCCAUCUGUCAAAACCUCCUCUCCAGAUUCGCCACCUGGCGAGGGACCACGGGCGGUCUCCUACAUGACCCCCCCGCCGAUGUGGUCAAAGACGGCCGCCUCACGGCCCUGCUGGAUGAGUGCACCAGGCCUCAGAAACAUUACGGCCGAUUCCAGGCAGCUAAAGAACUCCGGGAGUAUCUGACACAACUCACACAGCUGAGCAGUACUAACAGGUAGUGUCAAGAACAGGGGACGAUGUCUCCUGCUUAAUAAAAAACCUGAGAGGUACACUGAUGUGGUAGCCAUUCGUGGACCCUGCGAGGGUAGGGAGUCGCUCUCAAAACGACGUUUAUCAAUCACACCUUUGGUUCUGGGUCUGUCCGGGGCUAAUGAAAAAGUUUGCACAUGAACGUGGAUAAAAGGGUUGUGUGAACGGCAGACUAGAGGCUUAAACUGCUGUGAUCACACUGGUGUGUGUAUGUGUGUGUGUUUUUCUGCAAAAUCCAUCUUAAGAUAGAGGCUGUGUUUUGGAACACAAGUCUGAUUCAGAUCCUACGGUUUCUAUUUAAUUCAUAAUGGCGAGCUGUGAGUACACCAUAAGCAGGGUUUAUUACUAAAAUGACACGGGAAGCUAAUUUUUUGUUUGACUUCUUAGCGCUAUUGUAUUUCUGAGCUCUAAAUUGAAUUAACCACCUGGUUCCUUUGCUAUGGGAACCUUAGUCAUGUCUUAACUGAAUUUGAAAGCCUGCUUGAUCAAAUUUCCCUCCAAUAAGAGGUGUAAUUUGGUCAAGUCUUUCCUGUACGAUGAAUAUGCUCAGCGAGUCUUUGAUGCUUUAUGAAAAAGUGGCAAUCCGUUUCAGUGGCGGUACCUUGACAGUGUGAUGUUUGGGGGAAAAGAGGAUUUCAAACAAAAAAGUAUGCAAGAAUACAAAAAUACCAAAGACAAAUGUCAUCAAUGGUUAGAUGUUUUUGUUCUUUUAGCGAUGCUUUGACCAAUAUCAUCCAAAAGGGCAAUCACAAGCUCUUAUGUUUUAUGUUUCUGUUGUCGAAAUACACUUCUGUUAUUUGUACUUUCCUCUUUUUGGACCAAUGCAGUUAAAGUCUGCUAUCGUGAUAUACAGUACUGUCCCAUUCACUUGCACUGUACUUAUACAUUAAAGUGAUAGUUCACCCCAAAAAUGAAAAUUCUGUAAUCAUUUACUCACCCUCUUGUCGUUUCAAACCUGUAUGACUUGCUUUCUUCUGCAAAACACAAAAGAAGAUAUUUUGAAGAAUGUUGUUAACAGCCCUAUUCACUUGCAUUGGUUUUGUGUCCAUACAAUAGAAGUGAAUGGGGGCCAGUGCUGUUCGGUUACCAACUUUCUUCAAAAUAUCUUCUUUUGUGUUCUGCAGAAGAAAGUCAUAAAGGUUUGAAAUGACAAGAGGGUGAGUAAAUGAUGACAGAGUUUUCAUUUUUGGAUGAACUAUCCCUUUAAGUUUACAAACAUGUGCACUACAUUGUCAUUAUUACUCAUAUUCCUUUGCUCUUUGCCCUCUUAAAAGUUUUGUGACGUAAAUAUUUGUGUGCGUAUUUCAAAUGUUAUUUCGCCAUGCAAGCGUGACCUGUGUGCAACUUUACGUUCGUAAUAAGCAAUAUUGGGAGUCGAUGGAGUGUUAGGAAUUAUUGCUUUGAACUUUCCUUCGUUUUAGUUUGUAUAUUCAUGUCGUUUGAAGAUGUUCUUAUCUUCCUGCAAUUUUGGAAUCCGGGUCAUGUUAAAAAAAUAUUUUGGUUAAUUUGUAAAGUCUGCUUUUUGUAUGUGUUUGUUUUAAGACUGAGAAAAGGUCUGGUCUUACUGUGCCUUUCAUUCAAAGUUGUAUUUUCAACUGGAACUCGAAAGUAUAUUAAAGUACAUCUAUACUUACCAGG